This is a messenger RNA of Aspergillus ibericus CBS 121593, 827 nucleotides long. RefSeq lists its product as uncharacterized. Gene Ontology annotation, molecular function: ATP binding; protein kinase activity. Gene Ontology annotation, biological process: protein phosphorylation. The record is from RefSeq and is a predicted model, not a curated record. The transcript has 3 exons. The coding region runs from base 72 to 749 and encodes 225 amino acids. Lineage: Eukaryota; Fungi; Ascomycota; Eurotiomycetes; Eurotiales; Aspergillaceae.
UACAAAUUCAACCAGCACAACUUACAUUCGACCCUCAUCUUUCGCUUACUUUACGAACUCACAUAGGCCUCAUGUCUACUGAGAUUGAUGUGAAACCAUUUGAGGUGGAAUUCCUCGAAACGUUGAAGCAGAGCAAGUACUCAGUGGUUUUCAAAGUCCAGUUCCGGGAAAGAAUAUGUGUGAUGAAAGUGUAUCAUGAUAGAGAGCCUUCUGAGUUGGAUCCCCGUGACCGCGAAGUCAAUCUCUUUGUUUCUGAGUCUACCGCAUACCAUCGAUUAAAAUUGAAGGGCUUCUGCAAGAGGGGCGUUAUCCCAGAUUUUUACGGAACAAUUAGAAAGAUCCAACCAGCUGCUUGGCCGAAUCUUGAUAUGUUCCUUGACGACAGACUACCGCCCAAUGCUAUACUUAUCGAGUAUAUCCCAGACCUGCAGCAAAUAGGUCUAUCCAACUUCUCGAAAGAGCGCGUGGCUAAAUUUCGCGAGAUUCUCGGUGAUUUUCACAAGGCAAAAGUUCUCCACGGUGAUCCCAAGCCCCGUAAUAUGAUGGUAUCCUCAGCGUACGAGAGGGUAGUCUGGAUAGACUUUGAUUCUGCCCAAACUUUUUCUGAGGGUGAUCUUUCGCCAAGACAAGAAAAAUGGAUCAAAAAAGAGGUUGAAAUGGUAGACUACUUUGUUAACGCCUUAGCACAAGAUUAUGAAGAAGGCAGGCUCAAUCGCACAAUAUCGUAUUAUUUCGAAUGGUACGUGUAGGCAACAAAACACGCACCGGCUCAAUUCUGCCACUAUUAUAAAGCAAACUUCCGCUAUUGCCAGUAAGUAGUAUAUCAC